UCGUGUCGAUUAUAUCGUCAGUUAUAUUGUUAUCGCAAAUUUUCAAAUAUAUAUAUUUAUAUAAAUAUUUCUGCUCUGGUGGAAACAAUCUGAUUUAUCUGAAUGGAAAAGUUAAAGUUCAGCUUUUAAGGUUUUAAUCUCUACUCGAGGCGGUUACAAGAUGUUUGUUUUCAUGACAGAAGCUCUGUUAAUAAUCUGGAUCUGAUUUGAGAUCAUUUCAGUUUCUUAUUGGCUCUAACGUUCUGAUCCAUCACUUUGAGCGUUUCUUACUAACUAAUGUUACUGACAGGUCGAAUCCUCCUGCCUGUAAAUCACUGUCUCAUCUGUUUUAACAUUUAGAAAUGUUUAUGAGUCUGAGGGACGGUCUACGUAAGCAUGAAACGCUCCACCUGUAGAUCUCCACCCUCGUCCUGCUCUUCGUCUUUUCCUUCUAACGUAUUGGAGGAUGUGGUUUUCCAGCAGCUGCAGGUUUUUCAGCCUGGCUCCACAGAAGCUGCUCUUUUGUCUGUUGUUAAUGAUCGCAUGUGUUGUUGACGGUGGUGAUGCUGCUCUGAUACAGUGGAUCACAUGAUCUGGAUCUCCUGAACUGUCGGAUACUGUCUCUGGGGCAUACCUCAGGGUUCGGGUCUGGGACCACUUGUCUUUUCACUGCAUGUGCUGCCACAUGUUGUGCAUCAUUUCUAUGCUGAUGACGCUCUGACUGGUAACUCUUUGUUGUCAUUGCACAGUCAUACCUAGAACAACAGUACAACGAAAUUGGAAACUGUCCCGUGUCAGUACGACACACAACACAAACAGGACAACACAGUAACUUAACUAAAUAAAAGGGAUGAGUGCAUGUUUUAUUGCACAUUUUUAUUAUUAUUAUUAUUAUUAUUAUUAUUGUUGUUGUUACCCCCCCCCCCAAAAAAGUCCAGGGAGGUAGCCAAUCAGGUCAGCUGUUUGCACUGAUCAGGGCUGUUGCCCUGUUGUAAAAGCUGUCCUUGAGUCUGUUUGUCCGGGACCUCAGCAGCCUGAAACUCCUGCAGUGGCAGCAGCUUAAACACCCGGUGUCCUGGGUGUGUGCAGUCCUGUAGGAUGCUGCGUGCCCUCUGGAGACAGCCAGUGCUGUGCCGGUCCUUCAGGGAGGGAAGAGGAUGUCCAAUGAUUUUUUUUGGGCCACAUUAAUGACCCUCUGAACCUACAUGACGUUCAUCAGCUGCUGGUCGCACUCUCCAUAACUCCUCCUUCAGAUCUUGAGCCCUGACAUCAGGUAAUGUUGGAGUCAUAUUUGAUUCUUUCAUUUGGCUCACGUAUCGAAUACGUUGAUAAAGCAGCAUACUUUAGACUUAACUGAAGUUAAACCGUCUGUUUCUGGUAGAAAGGUCUAAUAUAAUGAUUGCAGCGGGUUCAUAAUGCUGCUGACACGGAGGCGUGGCCAUUAUUGGCCCGUCCUCUGAUUGUUGCACUGGCUUCCGGUGACGUGCACACAAACAUUUCAAAUAUUGUCGCCAACUGCUUUACGGGGUUCGUCUACAUCACGUGUCAUUCACUGAGGUCCGCCUACUAGCUGCUGAUUGGUUCGCACUGCUGACCGGGCGUUGUGAAACUCCAGAAUCGUCUUCCUCAUUACCAGCCUUCAAACUGAAGAAAACCCUUCUCUUCAUCAUCAUUCUCAGCUUCAGACUGGGUUCAGCUUCUGUUUUUCUAUCAUUGUUUUACUUUUUAUCUUCUCUUGUCUUUCUUUAUUAAAUGAUUAUUCUUAUUUUUACUUGUUAGGCAGCACUUUGCUCGUUGCUUCAGUGUGGGGUAGAAAUGCAGCGACAGAAUCAGGAGCGGCAGUCAGGCCGAUAGCAGAAACUCAGUCUGCAGCUCGAACGUCUCAGGCUGAUUAUUUAUAACCAUCAUAAACCAAACAUAACCAGAUUCAAGCUGCACAAGUUUCAUGAAGGUCAGUGCAGCUCACAGCUGACUCACAAACUGUGAAUAAGACCCGAGAAGAACGAAUCAAACAAAAUAAAGAAAAGACACAAAUAAACUAAACUAGGAACAAUGUGCAGUAAUCAAUAAGCUCUGAUCAGCAGGUGGAAGAAGCUUUCAGAUCCAUUCAAACCUGCAGCGUUUUUAUUUACUGGUGAGACGAAUCAGGAUCCACAGUUUGGUUAAAUACACACAAACGAAGAAGGUGGCAUCACGUUUGCACUGGCAUGUUUUUUAAAUACAGAUGUUAUUAAUGUGUGUGACGAUGACUCAUUGUACCAUCUGCUGGUGCAAAUCGGUAUUACACAAAAGUCAAACUGAAGAUAUCUGAGAUAUCUGAAGAUAAAGUUUCACAAACUGAGCGCGCGGCUGUCAGUGCUCGGACCACCUCUGUUCACAUCAUACAUGCUUCCCUCAGGCUGGAUCAUCAUAGCAAACAUUUCUACUGCUAUGCUGAUGACACCCAGCUCUCUGUCCGUGAAGCCAGAUAACACACAUCAGUUAAACUGCAGGUCUUAAAGAUUCCUGCAGCUGCUGUCAGCUGUUCUUCUGUGGUGAAUGACUGAAGCUCUUCGGCUGUAGAGCGCCCGGAUGCUUCGGGAAACAAGCUGAAGGAGCUGGAAGCAGCCUGGGACGUCUGCUCGAGGUCACAAACAUGAAGUGUGCCGCAUGGGCAUCCUCAGCUGUUGCUUGUGUGUCUGCAUCGUGUUGUGUCUGAGUGGUUGGCGCGUUCGGUGCUUCUCACGCUGCAGGUGAAGAAAUGUUUCAUCAGGUUAAUUCAAGCGAAUGACUGAAGCUGUUUCAGGGAAACAUGAAAGAAAUAACCUCUGUGGAUUCCUGCAGACUUCCCCUCGGGUUUUCUCUCAUCUCGCUCGUACUCUACCUUUGUGGGUUUGUCUCUGCACAGCGCUCUGAUUGGUCGAUGCGCUGAGAGGGGCUGUCCCGUCACAGCGGGUUGAAGCUGGGAGAGCAGUGAGCUUCGCAUCAGUUUUGAGUCAGAGGCGUUAGACGAGGGACAGGAAGUCGGACAAGAAACCAGCAAAAGACAGAAAAGAGAGCAAAGAGGAAGCAGAGCGGAGCCGGACGCCCGGCUGUGACAGAGCGCCGUUCACAGCUGUAACCUCUGCAGGAUGACUGAAGCCCAGUUCAUCGGCGGCUACGAGCACGACCUGCAGCAGUUCAUGCCGUACGACUAUAUUCCAGUGGACAUAAAGACAGAGCCCUUCAUGCCUGAGACAGCUCACGGCCCGUACAUUCAGAUCAUCGAAGAGCCCAAACAGAGGGGAUUUCGUUUCCGUUAUGAGUGCGAGGGUCCAUCACACGGCGGGCUCCCGGGGGCCUCCAGCGAGAAGAACAAGAGAACGUACCCCACAGUGAGGAUCAAUAACUACGUGGGUCUGGCCCGGGUCGAGGUCCAGCUAGUGACGCACACCGACCCUCCUCGCGUCCACGCCCACAGUCUGGUUGGACGCCACUGCGUCGAAAACGGCACCUGCACCAUCGACAUUGGCCCCAACGACCUCACCGCCUCGUUCAGCAACCUGGGGAUCCUCCAUGUGACCAAGAAGGGUGUGGUUGAAGUUCUGACCCGGAGGCUGAGAGAAGAGAAGAAGCGGCUCAAAGGGCCGCACUGUCACCUGACAGAUGUCGAGGAGUCGGCCAUCGUGAAGGAGGCCAAGGAGCUAGGGAAGACGAUGGACCUGAACAUCGUCAGGUUAAAGUUCACCGCCUACCUGCAGGACAGCACCGGCGCCUUCACCCGAGCGCUGAAGCCCGUCGUCUCCAACCCCAUCUACGACAGCAAGUCUCCCAACGCCUCCAACCUGAAGAUCUCCCGCAUGGAUAAGACGUGCGGCUCGGUGCUCGGAGGAGACGAGAUCUUCUUGCUCUGCGACAAAGUCCAGAAAGAUGACAUCGAGAUCCGGUUUUACGAGGAGGACGAGGACGGAUGCUGGGAGGCAUUUGGGGACUUCUCACCUACGGACGUCCACAAACAGUACGCCAUCGUGUUCAAAACGCCGGCCUAUCACAGCACAGAGAUCGAGCGGCCCGUCACCGUCUUCCUGCAGCUGAGGAGGAAGAAGGCGGGCGACAGCAGUGACCCCAAACAGUUCACCUACAUCCCGCAAGUCCUAGACAAAGAGGAGGUGCUGAGGAAGAAGCAGAAGCCGCUGCCUCACUAUGAGCACUGGAGAGGAGGAAGAGGAGGAGGAGGAGGAGCCGGGGGAUUUGGUGGAUCAGGGGGAGGAGGAUUUCAGUUCCACCAGGAGAUGAAUGGAGGGGGGGGAGGAGCAGGAACGGGAGGCUUUUUUAAUGUCUCUUUCCCUGGCUUCGGUAAUGGGGGAGGGGCUCAGAUGUCAGGCUCCGCCCCUCAGUCAGGUGCUGCUCAGCAGCAGCAGCAGACCGACAGACAGACAGGAGGACAGAGCGACUCGCCGCUCCGUCAGCAGCUCCUUCAGAUCGCUGCCGCCCUCAACAGCAGAGUCUCUCAGAGCGCCCGGCAGACCGCCACGGCCCUGCUGCAGUACUGCAGCACCGGAGACGCUCGCGUCCUCCUCGCCAUCCAGAGACACCUGUGUGGCAUCCAAGAUGGAAACGGAGACACACCUUUACACCUGGCCAUCAUCCAUCAUCAGACAGGUGUGAUCCAGCAGCUGAUCCACACUCUGCUCAGCAGCCAGCAGCAAGGCAUCAUCAACACAGCCAACCACCUCCAGCAGACUCCCCUGCACCUGGCGGUGAUCACACGGCAGGUGAAGGUGGUGGAGGUGCUGCUGAAGGCGGGGGCUGACCCCAGCCUGGUGGACAAAGAUGGCCGCACCCCCCUCCACCUGGCGGCGCUGGCCGGGGACCACAACAUUCUUCGCUUCCUGCUGGCUCACCUGGGAGAAUGCCACGCCCACCUGGUCAACAUGCCCGAUUUCCACGGCCUCCACCCACUUCACCUGGCUGUGAGGAGGGACGGCGAGCGCUGCCUGCGUCUGCUGGUGGAGGGCGGAGCCAAAAUAAACGAGCCUGAGCAGAAGAGCGGGAACACCGCCCUCCACCUGGCCGUCAGAGAAAACCUGUUCAAGGUGGCCUGCCUGCUCAUCACCGAGCUCCGAGCUGACGUUAACGCCUGCACGUUUGGAGGAAACACGCCGCUCCACCUGGCCGCAAGCCUCAGCUCGCCGACCUUCUGUUCCAUGCUCAUCGCUGCAGGUGCUGAUAAGUCCAUCGAGAACGAUGAGCCGCUCUUCUUCAGCUCCUCCUCCUCAGACGAUGAAGAUGAACCAAUCAGAGAAGAAGAGAAAGAGCGAGAGGUCGCCCCAAAGACAUCCAAUCCCCGCAAGAGACCUGCAGGAGGCCACACCCCCCUGGACCUGGCUAAAUGCCAAAAGGUCAGGAAAGUGUUGUCGCCAUCUAAGAGUCCGAAGCCGGAUCGCCGCGGCAGCGGGAACAUCAGACCGACGACCAGCAGCACUGAAGAGGUUGAGCGCGCGGGGCUCGACGAGGACACAAUGUCACGGCUCGUGAACGUGCUGAGCGUCGGCGACGUCCCCUGGAAGAAACUGGCGGAGAAGUUGGGCAUGAUGACGCUGACUCACCUGUACCAGGAUAGUCCGACGCCCUGCCGCCAGCUGCUGCGCCAUUACAAGCUGGGUGGAGGUGCAGUCGAAGGCCUGGUUGAAGCUCUGCAGUCUCUCGGUCUGACAGAAGGAGUCCGACUGCUGAGGAACGCCGAGCUCCGAGACGACAAACACAACACAGACGUCACUGUCGACAGCGGCUUCGGCAGCCAACCAAUGGAGGACGUGGAGCCGCCCGCGGGCGUGCAGUGACGAGUGCGUCACGAGCACCAUCCUUCUGCGAUCCAUCAGAAACCUGCAGCGGGUUUCAGAGAUCGGACUGUAAACGUUUGCUUCCUGUAGGAUCGAGACGAACAUUUGAAAUCCAGCUCAGCGAAUCAAGAUGAAGUUUUUUAUAAAACAAAUACAGAGGAUGGACGAAUCGACGCUGAAACUGUACCAUAGAUCUCAGAGCGUGCUCUUUUUAACUUAUGUUUCAUUUCCCUGUAAUAAUUUCACUUUAUUAAAGAGUAUGUGUGUUGUGUCAAUAACCUUUUUGAAAAGUUGGGUGGAUGAAAUGAUCAAUAAAUCUGUUGUUUCACUUUCA
Messenger RNA from Haplochromis burtoni (Burton's mouthbrooder), 6114 nucleotides. RefSeq names its product nuclear factor of kappa light polypeptide gene enhancer in B-cells 2 (p49/p100) (gene nfkb2). The record is from RefSeq and is a predicted model, not a curated record. Bases 3090 to 5780 code for a protein of 896 amino acids. Gene Ontology annotation, molecular function: protein binding; DNA-binding transcription factor activity, RNA polymerase II-specific; RNA polymerase II cis-regulatory region sequence-specific DNA binding. Gene Ontology annotation, cellular component: cytoplasm. The transcript is spliced from 23 exons. NCBI's taxonomy places the organism in Eukaryota, Metazoa, Chordata, Actinopteri, Cichliformes, Cichlidae. Gene Ontology annotation, biological process: inflammatory response; cellular response to stress; innate immune response.